Messenger RNA from Chinchilla lanigera (long-tailed chinchilla), 1514 nucleotides. RefSeq names its product N-terminal EF-hand calcium binding protein 2 (gene Necab2). The record is from RefSeq and is a predicted model, not a curated record. Gene Ontology annotation, molecular function: calcium ion binding. Gene Ontology annotation, cellular component: cytoplasm. Gene Ontology annotation, biological process: regulation of amyloid precursor protein biosynthetic process. Lineage: Eukaryota; Metazoa; Chordata; Mammalia; Rodentia; Chinchillidae.
UGCCCCUUCCCCUGCCGCACUCGCCCGCGCCCCCGCCCCGCCUCUGUCCCAGCCGAAUCCUCCUGCUCUGCGCGCGGCAGCCACCGCCUGCCCCUCCUCUCUGUCCGGUUCCAGCCCGAAGGAUUUUCCGCCGCGCAGACAAGAAUGAUGACGAGAAGCUGUCCCUGGAGGAGUUCCAGCUCUUCUUUGGAGAUGGCGUCCUCAACGAGAAGGAGCUGGAGGACCUUUUCCACGCCAUCGACUCGGACAACACCAACCACGUGGACACCAAGGAGCUGUGCGAUUACUUUGUGGACCACAUGGGCGACUAUGAGGAUGUCUUGGCCUCCCUGGAGACCUUGAACCACUCUGUCCUGAAGGCCAUGGGCUACACCAAGAAGGUAUACGAGGGCGGGAGCAACGUGGACCAGUUUGUCACCCGCUUCCUCCUGAAGGAGACGGCCAAUCAGAUCCAGUCGCUGCUCAGCUCUGUGGAGAGUGCGGUAGAGGCCAUCGAGGAGCAGACCAGCCAGAUCCGACAGAACCAUGGAAAACCCAGCCACGGCGCCGUGGAGAGCUGGUACGGAAGCCCCGCUCCUCCCUGCGCCCCGCUGGCUGUGGAGCCAGGGAAGAGCCUUCCGCCUGUCCCCAGGGACCCCAAGGAGGAGAGUCUAGAGGCCCAGGUCAGCCGGCUGGCGGAGCUGAUCGGGAGGCUGGAGCACAAGACCCUCUGGUUUGACCUGCAGCAGCGCCUCUCCGAUGACGACGAAGGCACCAACAUGCACCUGCAGCUGGUCCGGCAGGAGAUGGCCGUGUGCCCUGAGCAGCUGGGCGAGUUCCUGGGCUCCCUGCGACAGUACCUGCGGGGCACUGCCGGAGCCAGGCCCUGCUUCCACAUCGCCGCAGUGAGGCUGGCUGAUGGCUUCACCUUCGUGGUCUACGAGUUCUGGGAGACGGAGGAGGAGUGGAAGAGGCAUCUGCAGAGCCCCAUCUGCAGGGCUUUCCGACACGUCAAGGUGGACACGCUGAGCCAGCCAGAGGCACUGUCCCGGAUCUCCGUGCCAGCCGCUUGGUGCACCGUGGGCCGAGAGUAACCACCGCCCUGAGCCCUGUGGAAGAGCCCAACACCCUCCCUCCUCUCCUCAACGACGCCCUUCUUUUCUAGACACUUUGGUACACAGCUGCCUUUUCAGCAUACUUCUGUGCUUGCCCUCUGUCGGACAUGCAGGAGAACACCCUGCCUCUGCCUUCCCUGAGGGGGCACAGCAGCGUGCUCGCCGGGGUCCUGCUGAGGCCGCAGGGUGGUGACAGGGCCCACGCCCCCCGCACACAGGGCCGAGGCUCGGCGGGACGACCGACAGCCCACACCUCCCCCUGCUGCCAUUCCUCCGCCCGGUAGGAGCUGUGACCCCGUAGUGCCCAACCUUGGCCUGGACCAAGCCCACGGACAGCAGUAGAGCCCAUGUAGCCAGGGCCACGCCCAGCAGAGUGCCACCACUGGCACGGGCGCCAAAUAAACUCCGGUCAGAACCAGC